Molecule: messenger RNA, 2413 nt
Organism: Psylliodes chrysocephalus
Lineage: Eukaryota; Metazoa; Arthropoda; Insecta; Coleoptera; Chrysomelidae
Source: the annotation of a GenBank genome assembly
UUUUUGAUUUAUAUCAGUGUAGUUAAUCAUAUUCAAGACAUAAGUAUCUGAUUUAAAAUCGCCUAAUGAUUUAUCUGUUCAAUUUGAUAAUCAAUUUUCAUUAUUGAUGAUGUUCAACGGAAAUUUCAUUGCAAUGACUAUAAAGAAAAGUGUCAAACUAGUAUUUCGUAGGUCUUAGUUAUACAUACCUAUUUCGUGAAUCAAAAAUUUUAGUGAAAAUGGAACAAGAUGCGAGAUUGGAUGAAGAUUUUUUAUUUUAUUUAAACUUUACAGAUACAUUUUUAAAACGAAUCCAAAGCCCGGAUAUUGCAAAAAGAGCCAAGAUGUGGCUGUAUAAAUUGAUAGCAGAACCCUGUGACAAUAUUCAGAUUAAGAGAUGUAGAAACAUGUAUUUGGCAAACUUAUUAGUAGGCAUGCAAAACGGGGUUUUGGAGAAACCUUUUACAGAAUCACCAAUUGAUGUUGAUAUUAUGAAUGCUUUCGAAGUUUUUGAACCAAUACCGACAUCCAUUGAACCUCCUGAUUGGUUAAACGACACCGUAAUAGACACCAAUGAAUUGGACGAAUCCAAUGCGUCUCCAAGGCAAGGUCGAACGUAUUUCGCAACUAGAACUUUACCUAACGGUCAAGGUGCAUUUGCUUACGUAGGCGUUUCCUUGACUACUGAAGAACCUAUGUGGUUAGGAGCAGGAGAAAGUUCUUUUGAUGCACGAUUGGAGGAAAAAUUUGCAGAAAUGGUACCCAUCCACGAAAUGGAGAAAAUUUUGGUUAGAAGAAAAGAUCCCAAAGAAAGAGAGAAAGUGUUGGCCUUUUACGACGCAUUACUACAGCAUAUAGCAGACGAAUUAGACGGUAAAGAAACAGCUGAAAACGAAACACUCGAAGGACUUCUAGCUCAGUUGGUAAAGGAUUUAAAAAACAAGGAACAGUAUAACCGGUAUGAGUCAAUGACGGCAGGUAACCGACGAAUGGAACUCUUACUAUUGUUAUUUGACAGGACCAAAAUUCGCAGAGAUAAAGUAGCCAAGCGAGAAGAACUUUUAGACGAAAUAGAAGAAAAGUUAAUGCCGAAAUCGUUUUUCGAUGUUUCGGAACCGAUACCUGAAGAUAAAUAUUUAAUGCCCGCUGCCAUGUGGGAGAAAGCCAUAGAGAAAAAUCCCAAUAAGAAAAAUAUGGAGAGGUUACUGCAAGCGUAUCCUCUUAUUUUGGUAAAAAAAUUUGUAAAGUAUCUCGCCGAUUAUAAAGAAUCAAUUGCAAUAAGAAUGCAAAGGAGACACGAAAACAUUGUGACCCAAAUGAAGAAGGAAUUACGAAAGGAAGCAGAAAAACUGAAAAAAAAAUCCGACGAAGCCGAGAAUGCUUGUAACACUGCAACUGCUGUUCUAGAAGCAGUCAGAGCCCGAUAUAAACAGAAAGUUAAGGCCGAUAAGGAAGUAGAGGAAGCAAAUCGUAUAGAUAUGCCGGAACAUUCCAAAGUUUAUGAAAAAAUGAAAGAGGCGAUGUACGAUACUCAGAAAAAGGUUGAAGAAGAAGCUUUGCGAGGUAAGUUUUUGGCAGCGCAAAUUAAUUCGGUAAACGAACAAACCGAGUUGUUCGUCAACAUUACCGACGAUAUCGUCAGAAAGACCGAAGAACAAAACAUGAGAACGCUGAGGAGCGUUAAAAAAUUAACGAUGGCCAUUAAACAGUACGAAGGAAUUAUUCAGGACAUACGGAGUACCAGCAUUAAUCAGGGUGCCGAAGGCAAAUACUCUUCUCAGAUACUGAUGAUGUAAAUAAAGUCAGUAGCCUACAUAAGAUGGAAUGUGAUUGAUUUGUGAAACUGGGGAGGAAAAUUAUCACAUAGAAACUAUAAAAAUAAUGAAAAAUGCUUUCUUAUGUAUUUAAUUGAAAAAAAAUUAUAUGCUUCUUGUUUUUUAUUAUUAUUUAAAUUGGAAAAUUUCUUUUGAGCUGCUGCAGUCAACAGAGGUUUUUCCUCAAACUUCGUCAUCAUAUCUACUCUUACAAAUUAAGUUGCAGCUCAUCCGUUUCAAACAGAUAACUCUUAUACCAUGACCCAGUUGGCAAUUUUGUUUCAUACACAUUCUGAAUUCGGAACGUAGCCAUUCGUUUAUGUUUAUACCAGAGAUUAAGCACAUAAAGAUUAGAAACGCAACGACCGCAGCAACAAUGCCGUUAUCUAUGCGUCUCAGAUGUUAACUAAAAGUUAACUAAAGGAUUGUGGUUGUUUUUGUGUGAAAUUUGAGGACGAUAAUUAUAUUUUGUAAUAUAACAAUAAGUCGGAGCUCGCAUUGCUUUAGUAACACAUGCUAUAUGAAUAAAUUUAACAAUCCCAAUGUGGCGUUCUUUAAUUUACCAAAGUAAGAUCUAGUCAUGUAAGUAACACAAACAGUAACCAACUUUUGUCACAAAG